CCACUACGGAAACACAGCCUUAAACUCCAGUCAUUUUCUGGUGAAUAACAAUCCUUCUCCUCAAUCAUUGCGCAAGCUUAUAAAUGUCGAGCAAGCCACAGUAAAUUUCAGGAUCACUCAUUCCACUCUAUCCCGUACAACUUUACACAUUUUCCACAUGGCGCAAAAGACCGGGAAAGUCGAGCAAUUGCUGCAACGGCCGCUUUAUGUGUUCGACCUGCCCGAAGAGAUCUUAUCGACUCUCACCCUCAAAGACCAACCUGCACAGAUAACUCCAGACACUCCUCCUCAAAUACCGACACCUGCAAGCGAGACCUCCGAGAAACCAGACACUGAAAAUGGACCCGCGAAAGCCACCGCAUGUAACCUGUGCGGUCUCACCUUCCCGUCGGUUGCGGCGCAACGAGAUCAUGUUCGAUCAGACCUCCAUGGCUAUAACUUGAAGCUCAAACUGAAAGGCGCGAAGCCGGUCAACGAGGAUGAAUUCGAGAAGCUUGUUGGCGAUCUAGACGAGAGUAUAUCUGGCUCAGAUAGCUCGGAAUCCGACACUGAAGAAAAUGAAGAGGACGGCGGGAAAGCAAAGGACAGCACAUUGAGCGCACUCCUCAAGAAGCAAGCGAAGAUAUCAAAUCCAGAGUUCGAUGAGUUCGCGUCGAAGAAGAAGCAGCGUGGAGCUGGGAAGCCGCCUUUGUUCUGGUUCACAUCCCCGCUAUUGCCAGAGAAUACAUCGUUGGGGGUAUAUCGCGCAAUAUUCUCGGAUGCAGAGCAAGAGGAGGAAUCACACAUCAUCGACACAAUACGCAAGAAACAGCUCUCGCCGAAAUCGAUCCCAAAACUCAACCCUGACGGCGGCGUACCAUUACCGAAGACUGAUGUCGGACCGCACUUCUUCCUUUGCAUGAUCGGAGGUGGCCACUUCGCCGCCAUGAUUGUCGCGCUUGCUCCUAAGACUGGAAAGAAGAAUGGAAUCGAUGAGCGAUCGGCAACCGUCAUUGCACAUAAGACAUACCAUCGAUACACGACUAGAAGAAAACAGGGAGGCUCGCAAUCGGCAAACGAUGCCUCAAAGGGCAAUGCACACUCCGCUGGUUCCUCGCUCAGACGAUACAAUGAGGCUGCCCUGACAAGCGACGUCCGCAACCUGCUUCAGGGCUGGAAAGAAUUGAUCGAUUCAGCAGAUCUGGUCUUCAUCCGAGCCAGCGGUGUAACAAACCGACGUACCCUAUUCGGACCUUACGAUGGCCAAGUGCUACGAAAUAACGACCCCAGGAAUCGGGGCUUCCCUUUCAACACUCGGCGCGCGACUCAAAAGGAGCUGAUGCGAGCUUUUGUGGAGUUGACUCGGGUCAAGCAGAGCACGAUAGAUGAGGCCGCUCUGGCUGCACUCGACCAAUCCCAAGCCAACGAGGCACCCGCUGCCAAACCCGCCAAACCAAAGCCACAAAAGCCAUCGAAAGAAGAGGAAGUCGCCAUGCUACACACCUCACAGCUAAUCCCACUCAUCAGGCGAUCAAAGGUGCCCGCGCUGUUAAACUACAUAAAGACUAACGACAUUCCUCCCACCUUCAGAUUCUCCCCAGAGAACCAUCAUGCACCGACCCCUCUGCAUCUCGCUGGCUCCACAAGAUCGCCCCUCGUCGUCUCUGCCCUGUUGACCAAAGCCAAAGCCGACCCAACAGUCUUGAGCGACGCAGCCCACACACCGUACAGUCUGGCCGCCGGCGACCGAGCCACCGAGGAUGCAUUCCGUCUGGCGCGGUUCGAGCUCGGAGAAGCUGCCUGGGACUGGGAGAAAGCCGGCGUGCCCUCGCCGCUUUCGAAAUCCGAAGUCGACAAGCGGGAUGCAGAAGAGAAAGCAGCAAAGGCCGCCGAGGACAAUGCAGAGUCUGCUAGGAGGAAAGCCGAGACAGAAAGGUUGAGGAAGGAGAGCAGGGCGGAGGAGGAGAGGAAACUUGAGUCGAGGAUAGGGAAGGGGAAGACGCUGGGAGCGGCUAUGCAGAAGACGGGUGCUGAGAAGAGAGAAGAGGAUGCACGCGGCCUGACUCCCGAAGCCAGAGCUCGAUUGGAGAGGGAGAGGAGAGCUCGUGCGGCUGAGGAAAGGUUCAAGCGAAUGCAGGGCAACUGA
Molecule: messenger RNA, 2125 nt
Organism: Aaosphaeria arxii CBS 175.79
Lineage: Eukaryota; Fungi; Ascomycota; Dothideomycetes; Pleosporales
Product: ankyrin repeat and zinc finger domain-containing protein 1
Exons: 2
Coding region: 158-2125 (655 amino acids)
Source: RefSeq, a predicted model, not a curated record